Cylindrotheca closterium is the source of this 825-nucleotide messenger RNA. The record is from the annotation of a GenBank genome assembly. NCBI's taxonomy places the organism in Eukaryota, Bacillariophyta, Bacillariophyceae, Bacillariales, Bacillariaceae.
AUGAUGAACAAGGGACUAGGAACGUUGUUCUCCAAGUCCAUUUUUCUCUUCCUCUCUGCUUCCUUUGCACGGCGCUGCUGCGCAGGAGUGAGAACCGGACCGUCAUGCUCCAGAGUCGGUGCCACAGCCGACUUUGGACUCUCUCCGAUCCUAGACCGUUUUGACAGAGACUUUCGCAUCAAAAUUCACUAUGCCCAUGAAAUUGACAACGAGUGGUCUCACAAACAACUCUAUGUUCGUGACAUUUUCAGCGACUGGAGCCCACCUGCAGACACUGUUGACAAUGAAUUUGUAGCUCGAGUUCAAGCAUUCCGCAAACAACUCACGCCUAUGUUUCACCGCCGACAAGUCCAUUCCAAUCUCAAUCCCAUUCAACAAAACCUGCUCACUACUCUACGCAAUCAUCCAAAGCUUGUAGUCCUCAACUCUGACAAAAAUCUUGGGCCUGUGCUAAUGGAACGUGAAACCUAUGUCUGCCGCUGCCUUAUUGACCACUUAUUACAGCCUACUUAUGAACAUUUGUCUUUCGAGGCUGCAACCACAUUCAUCUCAAGCACUCAAGACUCUCUCAUUGAGUUUCUUACUCUAUACCAUGGUUACCUGGGUGAUGAUAAUCACAAAUAUCUGACCCGCAGCCUUGAGGCAGUCCGCGAUCCUUUUAGCUACUUUUAUGUAUUAGCUAAAGUUCACAAAAGUCCCUGGAAAACCCGCCCCAUUGUUUCAGUUUCUGGAAGCCUACUCUAUGGCCUUGGCAAAUGGCUUGAUAACAACUUCAACCGAUCAUCCGCCAACUUCCAACCUACCUAUCCAGCUCCUUCCAACUGA